Molecule: messenger RNA, 824 nt
Organism: Didymella exigua CBS 183.55
Lineage: Eukaryota; Fungi; Ascomycota; Dothideomycetes; Pleosporales; Didymellaceae
Product: ARP23 complex 20 kDa subunit
Exons: 3
Coding region: 92-601 (169 amino acids)
Biological process (GO): Arp2/3 complex-mediated actin nucleation; actin filament polymerization
Cellular component (GO): Arp2/3 protein complex; actin cytoskeleton
Molecular function (GO): actin filament binding
Source: RefSeq, a predicted model, not a curated record
CGUAGGCACCGCAACUCUCCGUGCUGGCAUGUCAUAGUCCCGACUGUAGCUCAAACCACCGCGCCAGGGCUGACCAUAAGCCCACCAUACAAUGUCGCAAUCCCUCCGCCCGUACCUGCAGUGCGUGCGCACGUCCCUCACGGCCGCCAUCUCGCUCUCCAACUUCGCCUCGCAAGCUUCGGAAAGACACAAUGUGCCUGAGAUCGAGGCCGCAUCGUCGCCGGAAGUCAUCUUGAACCCCCUCACCGUCUCGCGCAACGAAAACGAGCGCGUCCUGAUCGAGCCCAGCAUCAACAGUGUGCGCAUAAGCAUUAAGAUCAAGCAGGCAGACGAGAUCGAGCACAUCCUGGUCCACAAGUUCACACGGUUCUUGCAGCAAAGAGCAGAAAGCUUCGUCAUUCUAAGGAGGAAACCAAUCAAGGGAUAUGACAUCUCGUUCCUGGUCACCAACUUCCAUACGGAGGAGAUGUUGAAGCACAAACUGGUGGACUUCAUCAUCCAAUUUAUGGAGGAGGUCGACAAGGAGAUUUCGGAGAUGAAGCUCUUUUUGAACGCAAGAGCACGUUUCGUCGCCGAGUCUUUCCUUACGCCCUUCGAUUAAGCGUCAUUUAGCGAGCAGUGUAUACUGGGGAGUUGAGACGAAGAGGGCCACGAAUCAAAACGAAAGCCCCUGCAAGAUUCAGGGUCGAUCGCAGACCCUUGAAUGGCAGGCAAACAGCAAGACCACAUCAUAGACAGCACCAUUCAAAGGCCGACUGAUGCCAAUUAACAAUCAUACCUCACAUGAACAAGUACUGCAUCCUAAUCCUCGUCUCCACGUCCAA